GGAGUAGCUGUGGGGAUGGUAGCAGGAGCAGGAGGAAGAGGGGGGAAGGAGGCCAGGGAGAUGUACCUCAUCCAGUUCCCCGGGGAUGAAGAGGAUGAAGGAGGGAUGGCGGAGGACGAGGCAGGGGAGGGCAGCCUCAGCGGUGAGGGGGAGGAGACGGCCAACAUCAAAGAGGAGUUUCCUCAAACAGAGGGCUAUCAACCUGCCUCUCUCCGGCUAAUCAAGGAGGCUUUGAAGAUGGACCCGUCCAAUCAGAAGCUUCACACUGGUUCCAGAGCUCAAAGCGACGGAGACCUGUCAGAUCAUCCCCCGACCCUUCAUCCAGGAGAGACAGCGGAGGAGGACUGGGAGGUUGGCUCAGAAGAGCCAUCAGAGGGCGGCAUGACCAUGGAUGAACUGAGGGGUCUGGAGUCCGCGCUGAGGGCUGAGAGAGGUCGCGAGCAGGCUGCCAUGACAGCUUCCCAGCCUGUCAGCCCUGAGGUAGUGCAAGGCAGCGAGAUCAGCUUGGCCCCCAAGUACAUAGGUCUUGAUGGUAUGGAGCAGGACGGAGAGCUGGAGCCUCAGCCACCCACCCUUCAGAGAGAAGACCAGGUAGGGCAAGGCAUGGUAAAGGACAGUGUGAGGGCUGGAGUGGUUGGGGGAGGAGAGCUGAGGUUAGGCUGGUCGAAGAAGUUGAGAGAGGGCGACUCGGGCACAGUUAUGACUGCAGACGAUGGGGUGGAGCAGGGAGAGACAGAGCCCCUGCCCCACUUGUCGGCUCCUGGGAGUGUUGAAGAAAGUGGAGGGGAAGAGGAGGGUGUCGGGGACUUGCUCCACUUCUGCCCACAGUGUGGAGGAGGCUUCACCUCAGAGGCUGAGCUGGAGGAGCAUCCCUGUCCACUAGGAGGCGCCCAUUUACAGAGCAGUGGAGCAGAGGACAGUCUUUUCCCUUGUACCCACUGUGGCAACACAUUCAGCCACGCCUGGGCUCUUAAGAACCACGAGUGUGCCUGCGCUGCCGAACGGCCGCACUGCUGCGAGAUCUGCGGGAAGCGCUUCACACACUCUCGCUCACUGGAGCGGCAUCAUCUAGUGCACACAGGCGAGAGGCCUCACCGGUGCCCGCAGUGUGGACGCAGCUUCAGUCGUCUUGGCAACUUGGAACGGCACCAGCGGAUUCACACAGGUGAACGUCCAUACGGGUGUGAAGCGUGUGGAAAACGCUUCAGUCGUGUGGAGUACUUAAAGAGACAUCAACUCAUACACAACAGUGAAAAGGCCCCACUCCAGUGCUCCAACUGUGGAAGAGGCUUUAGUGAUGUGGAGCAACUGAAAAACCACCAGUGUUUUUAGAGUCCCUCCUUCAAAUAUCUGACAGAACUGGAAAAAAGAAAGAGCUGGUCUUUAAUUGAAUGUGGCAGAAUUUAGGUGAUGAAUGUGAAUGGCACAAUUUUAUUCUCUGUGUUUCAGAGUUGCCUCUCUUACACUCUGACUUGAUGAGAAGUUAAAUUGACUUGAAGGUAAAGAAGCAGAUGCGUGUGUGGAUGAUUUUUGUUGAGUAAGACAAUUGAGGAAGACAGCUGUACAUGGUGUUUCUCUGUAGGAGGAGAAAUAAACUCAAUCUCAGACGUCCAGCAAUUUUAAUUGGAGGUGUUCUCAUUUUUAUGUACAAAGCUUGUACUUAUUUAUGAUGAUCAAUAAAUUGUAAAUUUUUAUCUUUUUAUCAGUAAUUCACUCAUGUUAAAUCUGAG
Molecule: messenger RNA, 1730 nt
Organism: Seriola dumerili (greater amberjack)
Lineage: Eukaryota; Metazoa; Chordata; Actinopteri; Carangiformes; Carangidae
Product: zinc finger and SCAN domain-containing protein 21-like
Exons: 3
Coding region: 16-1332 (438 amino acids)
Biological process (GO): regulation of transcription by RNA polymerase II
Molecular function (GO): RNA polymerase II cis-regulatory region sequence-specific DNA binding; DNA-binding transcription factor activity
Source: RefSeq, a predicted model, not a curated record